Molecule: messenger RNA, 3009 nt
Organism: Chara braunii
Lineage: Eukaryota; Viridiplantae; Streptophyta; Charophyceae; Charales; Characeae
Source: the annotation of a GenBank genome assembly
CGCAUCACUCCCGCUUUCGCGACUGCGCGGCUGAGGCGCUGAUGUGCCGUAAGUGGCGUGACUUCUCUGCAGACCUGGCGGAGUAGGGUUGUUCCAUCUCUCUCUCUUGUUCGCUCGUCUCCUUCUCUGCGCUGUUCGCAACUUAGUCGUCGGCACUUUCGACGCUUUGCCCGGCUGGAGAUCAAUCAAUCAGCAGGCGGAGUGGCAGCAGCAGCAGCUGGGAGAGAGGUGAGUGGGGAAGAACCAUGGCGGCCAACUCACUGGUUUCUCGACACAUUGUCGGCGCAGCUGGGGCUUGUUCGUCGCGUAUUGCCGCCGCCGCCGAAGGUGGGUCGGUGAAGCGGAAGGGUUCAUGCCGCUGUCAGAUCAGAAGCGCGGCGCCGUCGCUUCUUGGAGAUGGCGCUCGGUUCAGUCAGGGUGCGCGAGACCUUUCGCGCCAAUUGCCGGUUAAAGUCUGCCGCAGGCAGAGCCGUCGUCAGCAGCAUGGCUUAGUCGUCAGGGCGGAGGCGAAGGAGAUUUGCUUCGACCAAGAGUCUCGUGCUGCUAUGCAGCGGGGUAUCGAUCAGCUGGCGGAUGCCGUCGGAGUUACCCUAGGCCCAAGAGGCCGCAACGUUGUUCUUGAAGACUUCGGCGCCCCCAAGGUCAUCAAUGAUGGCGUGACGAUUGCUCGCGCCAUUGAACUCAAGGACCCCAUGGAGAAUGCCGGCGCAGCGCUCAUCAGGGAGGUGGCCAGCAAGACCAACGAUUCUGCCGGCGACGGGACCACCACAGCAAGCGUGCUGGCGCGGGAGAUGAUCAAACUAGGGCUCAUGAAUGUCACGGCCGGUGGCAAUCCCGUCGCCAUAAAGCGGGGCAUCGACAAGACAGUGACGGCUCUCGUGGAGAAACUUCAGGAGAAAGCGAGACCGGUGAAGGGAACUGAAGACAUCAAGGCUGUGGCGACCAUCUCCGCUGGAAAUGACGAUUUCAUUGGCGGAUUGAUUGCCAAUGCCAUCGAAAAGGUCGGGCCCGAUGGUGUUCUGUCCAUCGAAUCGUCGUCUUCCUUCGAGACAACGGUGAACGUCGAAGAAGGAAUGGAGAUUGAUCGCGGUUAUAUCUCGCCGCAGUUUGUGACCAAUCAAGAGAAGAUGAUAGUGGAGUUUGAGAACGCCCGUGUGCUGGUCACUGAUCAGAAGAUAACCAGCAUUAAGGAGAUCAUCCCCGUUCUUGAGAAGGCAACGCAGCUUAGUCAGCCAUUGGUAAUCAUCGCGGAGGACGUGUCAGGAGAGGCUCUUGCCACGCUCGUCGUGAAUAAGUUGCGCGGGGUGAUCAGUGUUGCAGCAGUUAAGGCGCCGGGGUUCGGCGAGAGGAGGAAGGCGCUUCUCCAAGAUAUCGCCAUCGUCACUGGUGCUGAGUUUGUCGCCGCAGACCUGGGUUUGAACGUGGAAACGGCAACGAUUGACAUGCUUGGAAUCGCAAGGAAGGUGACCAUCACCAACAACUCGACGACAAUCAUUGCUGAUGCGGCAUCGAAGGACGAAAUUCAGGCCAGGAUUUCGCAGAUAAAGAAGGAGCUUGCGGAGACGGACUCUGUGUACGACACGGAGAAGCUCUCAGAGCGAAUCGCUAAGCUGUCGGGUGGCGUUGCUGUGAUCAAGGUCGGCGCGGCAACGGAGACGGAGCUGGAGGAUCGCAAGCUGCGAGUAGAAGACGCAAAGAAUGCCACCUUCGCCGCUGUGGAGGAGGGAAUCGUGCCAGGAGGAGGGGCUGCUCUCGUGCACUUGUCGCAGUUGGUCCCGGAGAUCAAGGCGACAAUCGCGGAUCCAGAGGAGAAGCUUGGUGCCGACAUUGUUCAGAAGGCAUUGAUUGCCCCUGCCUCACUUAUCGCUGAGAACUCGGGUGUAGAGGGAGCAGUUGUCGUCGAGAGGAUUCUCGAGAGUGAGUGGGAGAUGGGUUAUAAUGCCAUGGACGACAAGUUUGAGGACUUGUUCCAGGCUGGUGUUAUCGAUCCUGCAAAGGUCACAAGGUGUGGGCUUCAGAAUGCGGCGUCUGUUGCUGGCAUGGUACUCACGACGCAGGCCAUCAUUGUCGAGAAGCCGAAGCCGAAGAGCUCCCCAGUCGGUGCUCCUUCUGGCCUGAUGGUUUGAGAGUGACGAGAGGGGAAAGUUUUGAACGAGUCAUAGGCUUUAUUACGAUGUUGUGUAGUUGAAGAUGUGACUGAGAGUCUGAGAGGUUGUGAAAAGCCUAAGUGCCGAAGAGCUCCCCAGUCGGUGAUGCUCCUUCUGGCCUGAUGGUUUGAGAGCAACGCGAGGGAAAAGUUUUGAACGAGUAGUAGCCUUUUGUCACGCUGUUGUGUAGUUCAGACUGCGACUGCUGCGAUAUAGGAAAGAGGUGUAGGCUGUGAGGUGUUUGGUAGUAUAGACAGUAAGUUCAUCAUGUCGAUGCAGCUUUGUGCACGUGCAUGUGUCGUAUCUUAUUCACGUGGGACUGAAAAAGCAGCAUUACAUACAGUGCUGGCUCUUCGCGGAGGCUUGUGAUGAUAUGGGGGAUGAGAAGCCUUUUCGCGGAGGCUUGUGAUGAUAUGCGGGAUGAGAAGCCGCUUCGCGGGGGCUUGUGAUGAUAUGGGGGGAUUAGAAUUGUCCUCUCUCCCAAUUGAGAGGGGCUCAAUUUCUCAUUAUACCUGAUUUGGAAACGUUGCUGGUUUAGUGGAAGAAUUUGGGAACGGGCUGUCACAUAAUUUAGCAGCAUGAUUCCAAGUUGGUGGGAUUCUAGCCACAUUUUUGUUUCCCCCUCCCUGGACCACAACUUGAACUACUUCAUGGGGGGGAGAGAGCGAGCGAGCGAGAGAGAGAGAGAGAGAGAGAGAGAGAGAGAAGAGCAAUAUGGCCAACGCUUGCUUUUUGAACAUGUAUCCGAUUAGAAGAGAUGCAUUGAAUAGUAUACUCUCGUCACGUCACAUGCGCAUGCUGUUGUUUCUUAUUAAGGUUGUUGUCUGAUAUGUUGGCUGUACAUGUUGAAUCCAAGAAUCGA